AUGACUCAACUUCCUUCUGUCUCUGAACUUAUGAAUUCAGCAAAGUUGUUUAAUCCUCCAAGUAAUGCUGGUAAUAGUAAGAUAAGCGGCUCAACGGUUUCACCAAUAGGUAGUAAUAGGAAUAGCAUUGUUACCGUAAAUACUUCAGUUGCAGGCUUACAUUUGAAUCAGCACUCGUCGGCUCCAUUGAGCAGCAGUGCUCAACUGACAAAAAUGCCAUUCUUGUCCUCGCUAGUCAAUAAUUAUACAAGUAGCGCUACUAAUAUUAUCGAUACAAGGUCACCAAAUCAAACAACGGUUCUACCGCGGAUCUCCUCGUAUGAAACACCUAUGAACGAAUUCAGACCGCCUCCUCGUCGUUUGACUGAUUCUUCAAUUUACCCCAAUAUUCAAGAAUCAUCAACGUCUACGUUCUACUCAUUACCACCACCACCACCCCCGCAACAACAACAUGAAAGUGUGGAUGUAAAUAGCGACAUUGUGAGAAUGCACCAACCUCAUCAGGCAAGCAAUUCUGCAGUACAGGCAAGUAAUUCUGCAGUGCAGGCAAUGUCGUCGGUUCCUAAUCUUCCAACUUUGCUCCACCACCAGCAGCACGGGUCACAUUUUCAUCACGAGAAUCACAGCACGAUACCGCAUACUCCUCAAUCACCAAUAUAUGCGCACGUAGCCGAAUAUCCUAGGCGGUCGCCAACAACACAUAUCGUGCCACCAGUUGCUACAUUUACAUCUCAAAGUUCACACAUUGCAGCAGUCCACUCAGCAAAUUCAACAUUUGAUUAUUCGCAUCCUCCAGAAGGGUACUAUGCAUUGCACGAAGACCCAUACGUACGCGAUGUCAAGCCCCAGUUUGUUGCGGUCUCCUCCAUUGGGUCGGUUGCGUCUUCUUCUGCAAAUCCUGCUUCAUCAGGUGGUUACUACAUUGUUCAUGGCCCUCCUUUAAAUUCAGUAUCUCAGUAUCCCCAAUACGUUACUCAUCCUUUAGAUCAUCGUUAUAGUGGACCUCCACUACCGCCAGGCCAACAUUACGAUGCAUCGUACCCUUACACACUCUCGGAAGCAAUUUAUAUCGAAGAAAACGAUCCAUUUAUGAGCAAACGCAAGACAAUUAAGAAGAGAACAAGAACAGGAUGCUUGACAUGUCGAAAAAGACGAAUCAAGUGCGAUGAAAGAAAACCUUCAUGCUUCAAUUGCGAACGAAGCAAGAAGGUUUGUUUAGGAUAUGAAGAUUUAUCAAACUUACAGCCGAGGAGGAGGACAAGAGACACUAGUUUGGAUCUCCCCAUAGGAAAUGGUCACAUGGAGCACGAACAACGAAUGAUUAGAAAUGGAAGGCAUUAUGGGAACGAACAUGAAGCUCAAGGAUAUCGUAAUGGAAGUAGUCAUUACGGAGAACAACAACAACAGCAGCAGCAACAACAACAACAACAGCAACAACAACAACAACAACAACAACAGCAACAACAACAACAGCAGCAGCAACAGCAACAACAACAACAGCAGCAGCAGCAGCAACAACUACAAAAUCAUCCAUAUAUCAAUGGCACACCGCAGUAUCAAAUUCCGAAUAAUUCGGCUGUAGGAAAUAACCAGAAUGGGAUGAUUUCGCCCACUAGGUAUAUGCCACAGCUGGCACCUGAGGGUCAAAUUCAUCAGAGCGUUAGAGAUAGCAGGUACGAUUUUACAAGUAUUGCUCCUACUCAAAGUAAUGCUCAUCAAAUGAUGUCUAAUCAACAUGAUCCACAUCCACUUAAUCGCAACGUAGUGGCGUCGUUAUCUUCAUUCCAACCAAUGGUCAAUAAUAACAGAGAAAUCGUUCACCAACUCCACAACCACCCUCCUCCUCUUCCCCCAUCCAUGGCCGAAUCUGCUACACACCGACAUCAGACUGAGGAACCAACAACUAGAAAUAUGCCUAAUUAA
Messenger RNA from Lodderomyces oxycetoniae, 1923 nucleotides. It is a transcript of the gene WOR2, whose product is annotated as Zn(II)2Cys6 transcription factor WOR2. The record is from RefSeq and is a predicted model, not a curated record. The transcript has a single exon. Gene Ontology annotation, biological process: regulation of DNA-templated transcription. The coding region runs from base 1 to 1923 and encodes 640 amino acids. NCBI's taxonomy places the organism in Eukaryota, Fungi, Ascomycota, Pichiomycetes, Serinales, Debaryomycetaceae. Gene Ontology annotation, molecular function: DNA-binding transcription factor activity, RNA polymerase II-specific; zinc ion binding.